Molecule: messenger RNA, 5228 nt
Organism: Onychostoma macrolepis
Lineage: Eukaryota; Metazoa; Chordata; Actinopteri; Cypriniformes; Cyprinidae
Product: biorientation of chromosomes in cell division protein 1-like 1
Exons: 8
Coding region: 60-3959 (1299 amino acids)
Biological process (GO): negative regulation of endopeptidase activity
Cellular component (GO): blood microparticle; extracellular matrix; extracellular region
Molecular function (GO): endopeptidase inhibitor activity
Source: RefSeq, a predicted model, not a curated record
UAUACAAUAAAGGUCUGGACAAGUGAGGAGGACUUUUUCUUAGUUGAAGUUUUGUGUCAAUGUGCAACAUGAGAGAGCUGGUGAUAUUAGCAGCUUUGAUCUCGGCUAUACACGCAGCCAGCCUCCCGAUAGGCACUGAUGUGCAAUAUAAGUGCCAAGAAGAUCAGGACAACAUUGCUACAUUAGAAGCUGAGAGGUUCAUUAAUGACCAUCACCAUUAUGGAUACAAAUUCAAAUUUGUCUCACUGGACAGUCGCAGUGCAGAGAAGAAGACAGAUCCUUGUGAGGUCGUCUUGGGAAUAACUCUAGAGGAAACUGAAUGCUACAUUGUGAAUCCCAAACCAUUAGAUCAAUGUAAUGCUAGAACAGAAACAGAGACGAAAGUGAUAGCAAAAUGUAAUGUGACCAUGUUCAGUAUUGAGGGACAAGCAGCUGUGAAGUGCUUCAUCUGUGCCACCGAACCAGCUUCACAUGAAAUGACAAAAUGCCCUGACUGCCAAAGUCUACUGCCUUUGGAUGACCAGAAGGGUCUGGAGUGUGUGAAAACUGCCCUGCAGAAAUUCAACAAAAGAUCUGCUCACAAAUCGUACUUUAAACUGUUGGAAGUUGGAAGGAUCAGCACAAAGUUGAUGAUUUCAGGUCAAUACUUCUUUGCCCAGUUUGCCAUUAUGAAGACAAACUGUCCAAGAAAAGUGGCAUCCAAGAAACAAAAAGCAUGCAAGGCUUUAUGUGGGAAUCAGGCUCGAUAUGGCUUCUGUAAGUCCUCUAAGGUCGGAAAUGAAGAGCCAGAAGUGGAAUGUGAGAUUUAUGAAGCUCAGAACUUAAAUCCUUUACAACACCCUGCUCAGUCAAGAAAAGACUGUGAUUUCCAUGGACUCCCACCCAUCUUCUAUUCGGAACAAACAGAUCAUGACGACAACAACAGUAAAGAAACUCAUGGCAAGAACAGUAAAGAAUCUCACGGCAAGAACAGUAAAGAAACUCUCGACACAAAGGGUAAAGGAAAUCAUGAAAAGAACAGUAAAGAAUCGCACGGCAAGAACAGUAAAGAAACUCAUGACAAGAACAGUAAAGAAUCUCAUGGCAAGAACAGUAAAGACAAACACGGCAAGAACAGUAAAGAAUCUCACAGCAAGAACAGUAAAGAAACUCACGGCAAGAAAAGUAAAGAAUCUCACGGCAAGAACAGUAAAGAAACUCAUGGUAAGAAAAGUAAAGAAUCUCAUGGCAAGAACAGUAAAGAAACUCACGGCAAGAACAGUAAAGAAACUCACGGCAAGAACAGUAAAGACACUCACGGCAAGAACAGAAAAGAAACUCACGGCGAGAACAGUAAAGAAUCUCAGGGCGAGAACAGUAAAGAGUCUCACGGCGAGAACAGUAAAGAAACUCACGGCAAGAAAAGUAAAGAAUCUCACGGCAAGAACAGUAAAGAAACUCACGGUAAGAAAAGUAAAGAAUCUCAUGGCAAGAACAGUAAAGAAUCUCACGGCAAGAACAGAAAAGAAACUCACGGCGAGAACAGUAAAGAAUCUCAGGGCGAGAACAGUAAAGAAUCUCACGGCGAGAACAGUAAAGAAACUUACUACAAGAAGGGUAAAAACACUCAGGACAAGAAUAUUAAAGAAUCUCACGGCAAGAACAGUAAAGAAUCUCAGGAUAAGAACAGUAAAGAAUCUCACGGUAAGAACAGUAAAGGAACUCACGAUAAGAACAGUAAAGAAUCUCAUGGCAAGAACAGUAAAGAAUCUCAGGACAAGAACAGUAAAGAAUCUCACGGCAAGAACAGUAAAGAAACUCAUGGCAAGAACAGUAAAGAAUCUCAGGACAAGAACAGUAAAGAAUCUCACGGCAAGAACAGUAAAGAAACUCACGGUAAGAACAGUAAAGAAUCGCAGGAUAAGAACAGUAAAGAAUCUCACGGCAAGAACAGUAAAGAAACUCACGGUAAGAACAGUAAAGAAUCUCAGGAUAAGAACAGUAAAGAAUCUCAUGGCAAGAACAGUAAAGGAACUCACGACAAGAACAGUAAAGAAUCUCACGGCAAGAACAGUAAAGAAUCUCAGGACAAGAACAGUAAAGAAUCUCAUGGCAAGAACAGUAAAGAAUCUCACGACAAGAACAGUAAAGAACUCAGGAAAAGAACAGUAAAGAAUCUCAUGGCAAGAACAGUAAAGAAUCUCAGGACAAGAACAGUAAAGAAUCUCACGGCAAGAACAGUAAAGAAACUCACGGUAAGAACAGUAAAGAAUCUCAGGAUAAGAACAGUAAAGAAUCUCACGGCAAGAACAGUAAAGGAACUCACGACAAGAACAGUAAAGAAUCUCACGGCAAGAACAGUAAAGAAUCUCAGGACAAGAACAGUAAAGAAUCUCAUGGCAAGAACAUUAAAGAAUCUCACGACAAGAACAGUAAAGAAUCUCAGGAAAAGAACAGUAAAGAAUCUCACGGCAAGAACAGUAAAGAAACUCACGGCAAGAACAGUAAAGAAACUCACAGCAAGAACAGUAAAGAAUCUCAGGAUAAGAACAGUAAAGAAUCUCACGGCAAGAACAGUAAAGGAACUCACGACAAGAACAGUAAAGAAUCUCACGGCAAGAACAGUAAAGAAUCUCAGGAUAAGAACAGUAAAGGAACUCACGGCAAGAACAGUAAAGAACUCACGGCAAGAAAAAAACACUCAGGACAAGAAUAUUAAAGAAUCUCACGGCAAGAACAGUAAAGAAUCUCAGGAUAAGAACAGUAAAGAAUCUCACGGUAAGAACAGUAAAGGAACUCACGAUAAGAACAGUAAAGAAUCUCAUGGCAAGAACAGUAAAGAAUCUCAGGACAAGAACAGUAAAGAAUCUCACGGCAAGAACAGUAAAGAAACUCAUGGCAAGAACAGUAAAGAAUCUCAGGACAAGAACAGUAAAGAAUCUCACGGCAAGAACAGUAAAGAAACUCACGGUAAGAACAGUAAAGAAUCGCAGGAUAAGAACAGUAAAGAAUCUCACGGCAAGAACAGUAAAGAAACUCACGGUAAGAACAGUAAAGAAUCUCAGGAUAAGAACAGUAAAGAAUCUCACGGCAAGAACAGUAAAGGAACUCACGACAAGAACAGUAAAGAAUCUCACGGCAAGAACAGUAAAGAAUCUCAGGACAAGAACAGUAAAGAAUCUCAUGGCAAGAACAGUAAAGAAUCUCACGACAAGAACAGUAAAGAAUCUCAGGAAAAGAACAGUAAAGAAUCUCAUGGCAAGAACAGUAAAGAAUCUCAGGACAAGAACAGUAAAGAAUCUCACGGCAAGAACAGUAAAGAAACUCACGGUAAGAACAGUAAAGAAUCUCAGGAUAAGAACAGUAAAGAAUCUCACGGCAAGAACAGUAAAGGAACUCACGACAAGAACAGUAAAGAAUCUCACGGCAAGAACAGUAAAGAAUCUCAGGACAAGAACAGUAAAGAAUCUCAUGGCAAGAACAUUAAAGAAUCUCACGACAAGAACAGUAAAGAAUCUCAGGAAAAGAACAGUAAAGAAUCUCACGGCAAGAACAGUAAAGAAACUCACGGCAAGAACAGUAAAGAAACUCACAGCAAGAACAGUAAAGAAUCUCAGGAUAAGAACAGUAAAGAAUCUCACGGCAAGAACAGUAAAGGAACUCACGGCAAGAACAGUAAAGAAUCUCACGGCAAGAACAGUAAAGAAUCUCAGGAUAAGAACAGUAAAGGAACUCACGGCAAGAACAGUAAAGAAACUCAUGGCAAGAACAGUAAAAAAACUCACGGCAAAAACAGUAAAGAAACUCACGGCAAGAACAGUAAAGAAUCUCAUGGCAAGAACAAUGAAGAGGUUACAGAAUCCAAGUCUGAAGAUUGUCCAUACCAUGGCCUUGUACCCCCUUCUAUUUAUCCAAUCUGUCCCUUCCUUCCACCAUGUCUCUGCCAGGGCCCUCCAGACCUUGUACCCCGUGGUCCUUAAUAACAAACACUAAAAUCUGCUGAGUAACAGUCAAAAUUUAAAACUGAACAACAGUUCAGUGUUAAUGUCUACAGAAUGUUCAGUCCAAUAAAUAAUCUUUACUGACCUGUGUGGUUAAGUGAUAAUGGUCUCAAAACACAGCUGAAAUAAUUUUGUAAGGGGUAUUACAAUAUAAAAAAACUUGCUUUAACAGGAAAAUCAAAUCGUGUAUAAACACACACUGUCAAUUUAGUAAUUAACUGGCAGCAGCUUCACCUAUAAAGUACUGUAUAUUUUUAGACUAUGUGUACAUUAAUCCAGAUACAUUUAAAAAUAGAGUUUUUGUUUUAAAAUGCUCUCCAUCCACGUUAGCAUUUUCAAGCUUUUUCCAAAAGUUUCUCAUCCACACUGAAACGUCAGAAAAUGUUAAAUCCGUUUUACUGCACAAUGUGUAAAACCUUAAAAAAGCUCACCGAGAUCAUACAGAUGGAAAAGACAUGAUGCGUUUUCAUGCAAUUCUUCUGGCAGGUUAAUUUUAUUUAGGAAAAUAACUCAUCAUUCACUGAUGCGUUCAGGUCGCACUCACUCACGAUUGUAUGUCUGAUCUAAAAUGAAACUGCCCUGGACUUUGAUAUGAAGAGUAUACAAGGUAACAAAUCUGUAGCAACAGUGUGAAAGUUAAUGGAACAUACUGUAACAUGACAAUACUGGUAUUAAACAGUUGAAUGCUUGAGUCUGAUUGGCUGACGAACGUUCUAAGGUGUGCAAUUAUUUUCAGGGAAAUGCACGGUGAAUGUAGUUCCAGGCAGGUCUUGACCGCAUUACAUGUCCAUAUCGCUAAAUGAUUUGAGUUAUUUCAAAGGUCCUUACAGCUGAAAACCAGCAAAAGAAAACAGGUAACACCAGGUAACACCAGGAGAAGACCAGAGCAACUUAACAGAACUUGUUUUUGUCAACCAAACAAAUACAUAGUAAACAAGAAAAAAAAAAAACGACAGAUCAUCAGUUUUUGCCACAAAAUUACAUUUUAUUAUGUAUGGAAAGCUCAUACUCUAUCUCUCUCGCUCUCUCUCUCCCUCACAGAAGCAUAGUUUGCACACAUGCUAACAUACACGCUAAUGUUGAUAGCGCUACUCUGGCGACUAUAUCAGUAACAUAGUUUAACAACUAAAAAUUCUCACAAGCGAGGUAACAACAACAGUGCUGUUCGUGAAGAAAAUAAACUUAAAGUUUCACUAUUACUAGAGACUCUGCGGAACACUUUUAGAGACUCACAGAGGUAAUCUCUCU